This is a messenger RNA of Papaver somniferum (opium poppy), 2866 nucleotides long. Its product is annotated as vicilin-like antimicrobial peptides 2-3. Lineage: Eukaryota; Viridiplantae; Streptophyta; Magnoliopsida; Ranunculales; Papaveraceae. The transcript is spliced from 6 exons. Bases 1 to 2655 code for a protein of 884 amino acids. The record is from RefSeq and is a predicted model, not a curated record.
AUGGCAUUCAAAGCAAAAUUUUCUUUGCUAGUUUUUCUCUUAUCGUUUUUUCUUUUCUCUGCUGCUUCAUGUCUUGGUCAGAGAGAUCCACAGCAAGAGCUUGAACAAUGCAGGCAGUUGUGUGCUCGUCAGCAACGAUUCAGACAACAACAGUGUGAGCAACAAUGUCAAGAGAGGUUUGAAGAGCGACAAAGGGAGCAAGGACGUGAUGAGAACACUCGCGAUCCUCAACAAGAAUACCUACAAUGUCAGCGUACCUGCCAACAACAAGAGAGGAGCCAACAACAACAGUGUCAGCAGCGUUGUGAGCAGAGACGUAGAGAACAAGAAAGAGAGCAGCAACGAGAUGAGCAAGACCCGCAAAGAGAGUAUCAACAGUGCCAACCUAGGUGCCAACAACAACCAGGCCAACAACAACAAUGUGAACAACGUUGUGAGGAAAGACGCAGACAACAGGAAAGAGAGCUACAACGCCAUGAACAAUCUCCACAGAGGGAAUACCAACAAUGCCAGCGGCGUUGCCAACAACAACAACAAUGUGAACAACGUUGUCAGGAAAGACGUAGACAACAAGAAAAAGAGCAACAACGUGACGAACAAUCUCCACAGAGGGAAUACCAACAAUGCCAGCGUCGUUGUCAACAACAACAAGCAGGUCAACAACAACAAUGUGAACAACGUUGUGAAGAAACACGCAGGCAACAGGAAAGGGAGCAACAAAGAGACGAACAAUCUUCACGGAGGGAAUACCAACAAUGCCAGCGUCGUUGCCAACAACAACAACCAGGUCAACCACAACAAUGUGAACAACGUUGUGAGGAAAGACGUAGACAACAAGAAAGAGAGCAACAACGCGAUGAACAAUCUCCACAAAGGGAGUACCAACAAUGCCAACGCCGCUGUCAACAACAACAACCAGGUCAAGCGCAGCAUCAAUGUGAACAACGUUGUGAAGAAAGACGCAGACAACAGGAAAGAGAGCAACAACGCGAACAAUCUCCACAAAAAGAGUACCAACAAUGCCAACGUCGUUGCCAACAACAACAACCAGGCCAACAACAGCAAUGUGAACAACGCUGUGAAGAAAGACGCAGGCAACAGGAAAGAGAGCAACAAAGAGAUGACCAAGACCCACAAAGGGAGUACCAACAGUGCCAACGUAGGUGUCAACAACAACCAGGCCAACAACAACAAUGUGAACAACGCUGCGAGGAAAGACGUAGACAACAGGAAAGAGAGCAACAACGUGAUGAUCAAUCUCCACAAAGGGAGUAUCAACAAUGCCAACGUCGUUGCCAACAACAACAACCAGGUCAGCAACAACAACAAUGUGAAGAACGUUGUGAGGAGAGACGUAGACAACAGGAGAAAGGACAACGUGAUGUACGACAUGGCAACAACCCUUACUUCUAUGAUGAACAGAGCUUUAUUGACCGUUAUAGCACUCAAGAAGGUUACAUUAGGAUUCUUCCAAAAUUUACUGAGCAAUCAAACCUUCUUGGAGGGAUUGAGAACUAUCGAUUAGCAAUAUUCCAAGCAAACCCCAACACUUUCGUAAUCCCUAGCCACUGGGAUGCUGAUGCCGUUCUCUUUGUUGUGAAAGGUAGAGGAACAAUUAGCCUGGUGAGACAACAAAACAGGGAAUCAUACAAUCUUAAACAAGGAGAUGUUCUUAGAGUUCCUGUAGGUUCAUUGGUGUACAUGAUCAAUAGAGACAACAGUGAGACACUUCAAAUUGGAAAGAUUUUAGUAACCGUCUCUACACCAGGGCAAGUCAGGGAGUUCUUCAGUUCCGGUGAUCACGAACCCGAGUCUUUCUACAGAGUCUUUAGCAAUGACAUACUUGAGUCUGCUUUCAAUACACCGAGAGAAAGAUUAGACCGAUUAUUUGGACAACAGACACAAGGGGUGAUCAUUCGAGCUUCUCAGGAACAAGUAAGAGAAUUAGGCCGACACGCUUCAUCUUCAUCCGAGGAAGGUCACUUUUGGCCUAAAAGAGGUGGUCAGUCGAGCAGUGGACCAUUUAAUAUAUUGAACAAACGUGCCACUUACUCAAACAACUACGGUCAAUUAUACGAAGUUGAUGGCAACGAAUACAAGCAACUCCAAGAUCUUGAUCUUGGUGUUUCCUUCACCAACAUCUCCCAAGGAGGAAUGUUGGGGCCUUACUAUAAUACUAGGUCCACGAAGGUGCUCUUAGUCGUAGAAGGCAAUGGUAGGUUUGAAAUGGCAUGCCCACAUCUAUCAAAACAAAGCCAACGACAACAGAGAGGACGACAAGAAUUUGAAGAAGAACGAGAACAAGGACAAGGAGUUCAUUAUGAGAAAGUUAGCGCAAGAUUAUCUCCACGCUCAGUUUUUAUUGUCCCAGCAGGUCAUCCAGUAGCUAUUGUUGCAUCUCAAAAUCAAAAUUUGCAGAUUGUUGCAUUUGAAAUUAAUGCUCAAGGAAACCAAAGAAACUUCCUUGCAGGGAGGGAAAGUGUAAUCAACCAGAUGGAAAAGGUCGCCAUGGAGCUUGGGUUCAAUGUACCAUCAAGUGAAGUGCAAGAGAUACUCAACAAACAGAGGGAAUCAUUCUUCUUACCAGGACCUAACCAACGCCAACAACAAAGAGGAAGCCAUGGCUUAUCUAUUUUGGAUUUUGUUGGGUUUUAAAAAAUAAAGUUGAUCGAGCCGAGAAUAACCGAAGUAGUAUCUAGUUUUCAGUAAUAAUGUUGUUAUGUAUGGUUGAGUUUUGAGCUAGUUUUGCGUAUGUAUAAACGGGACUAUAUGUAUGGGUACCGUGUGUGCGUAUAUGUGAAUAAAUGAAUAAGGUCAGCUUUUCGCAUAUUUUCAAACGUAUUGAAUAACAAUCUAGUGGUGUUAA